Molecule: messenger RNA, 1757 nt
Organism: Cydia pomonella (codling moth)
Lineage: Eukaryota; Metazoa; Arthropoda; Insecta; Lepidoptera; Tortricidae
Exons: 1
Coding region: 954-1697 (247 amino acids)
Molecular function (GO): oxidoreductase activity
Source: RefSeq, a predicted model, not a curated record
ACAUUGAUGCAUCAAAGCAGUUUGUUUACAGAAACGCGAAAAUCUAAAUUUAGUUAUCUGCUUCUUUAUCGCUCGAAUAUGCAAGAGGUUAACGAUAACAAAAUUUCGAUUUUUCUUGUUUUGCGGUAAACCCUCAUAUUGUGAUGGAUUGUGGCAGUGGCGCCCCCUACGCAGAGUUUCGCGUAAUAUUCCCUAUUACAAUGAAUUUUAUAAAUUUGCUCCCUUGACUUCGAGCGAAGUUGAACGUUCAUUUAGUGUACAUAAAUGGCUUUAUAGUGAUAAACGAAACUGUUUACUCCCAGAUAAUGUUGAGAAAUCAAUGAUUAUCUGCUCCUAUCACUAUCACAAACCAAAUAAAAUGUCAUGUGUGUGUACUGACGUGGAUUUUGAAGAAGUUGCAUCUGUUUCUAUAUAAUUUUAUACAAACCUCACCUUUUUUUUAAAUUGUUUAUUUAUUUAUUUCAUGGACCGUUUUUUCUUCUAUUACACAACUAUCGAUAUCGAUAAAAAUGUUUCUAACACUAGCUAGAUUGCGAAAGUCUUUGGUUUUGCCGUUAAAAUUCCGGGCUCUGGUUAUCACACCGUUGCCGCAUCGCCCGCUUCGGUGUGAUAUAUGUAUGUAUAAUAAGUAGUUAAGCUGACUGAAAAAGUACAAAAACAACAUGUAUUUAAUAUGUUGUAACAAAACAAUGCCGUCCUCAAAACGUCGGAUGUCGAUUUAAAACUUAAUAAUACGCGAAUAAGCCCCGUUUUCGUAAUUAAUAAUCGAGCGCAUACCUAAAUUUACACGCGCCAUAUUUAAUUCAAGUAGAGUUUAUUUAUCACAAUUAAAUAUAUUUAUUGCCAAUCAAGGCCUUGACAAUGAUAGGUAUUACCUAAUCAAUUGCACGCAUUUCACAUCCGUUAGUUGAUAAGUCUAUCGCAAGCUACACGGAUCUCAAAAAUAAUUAAAAAUGGAAUUUAAAGACAAAGUAGUGAUUGUAACCGGCGGCAGCUGCGGCAUCGGAGCCGAAACAGCCAUACAGUUCGCCAAACAGUCAGCCAAAGUGGUCAUAGUUGGGAGAAACGAGGAGAAACUGAGGGAAGUCGCCAAGCAAUGUGAAACUCACAGCAAAGCGCUCGCAGUUAACGCCGAUCUCACCAACGACUCUGAGGUAAAACGCGUCGUAGAGGAGACGAUUAAACGCUUCGGGCAGAUCGACGUACUCAUCAACAAUGCUGGAAUAGUAAAGAAUACGAAAGUCGAAGAAGGGAUAUCAGAUUACGACAAGAUAUUUAACACGAAUCUACGAAGCGUGUAUCUUUUGACCAGUCUUGCGGUUCCUCAUCUGAUUAAAACUAAGGGCAACAUUAUUAAUAUCUCGAGCGCAGCGGGGCAGAAAAUAUUUCGUACAUUGACUGUGUAUAGCAUGUCCAAGGCUGCCCUGGACAUGUUCACUAAAGGUUUGGCUGUGGAACUUGCUCCAAGCGUGCGAGCGAACUCUAUUAACCCUGGACCUGUAAAGACUGAUAUCUGGGUCCAUGCGGGCCUUAAAGGAGGUGAAACAGUGAUGGAUACUUACGGAGCCGCUACGCUUUUGGGCAAAUGUAGUGUGUGUAAAGAGAUAGCUGAUAUGGCUUUAUAUCUGGCUAGUGAUAAGGCCAACAGUAUUACGGGAAGCACUUUUGUUAUUGAUAACGGUAUAAUGUUAAAGUGAACUUAAUUGUAACGUAUUUUGUGAAACACAGAUUGAAAUAAAGUUGGUUCGAGUUUUCAA